Molecule: messenger RNA, 2182 nt
Organism: Spathaspora passalidarum NRRL Y-27907
Lineage: Eukaryota; Fungi; Ascomycota; Pichiomycetes; Serinales; Debaryomycetaceae
Product: T6SS phospholipase effector Tle1-like catalytic domain-containing protein
Exons: 1
Coding region: 119-1306 (395 amino acids)
Source: RefSeq, a predicted model, not a curated record
AUAAGAUAUACCUCUUUGGAUUCAGGUUUGUAUUACACGAUACAUAUAUGCUUUCUGUAUAGUAUCAACUAACAAUAUAUUUAGCCGUGGAAGCUUUAUAGCCAGAAUUGUUGCUGGAAUGAUUGAAAAAGUUGGCUUGGUAAACAAGGGCCUUGAAGAUAUGAUUCCUAUGGCGUGGACUAUAUAUGCCAAUUGGGAAAAUGCUGGACAACCAUUAGAUGGAAACAUGUCAGCUAAAUUUGCCCAAGAAUUCAAGAAAACCUUUUCUAGAAAUGAUAUUAGAAUCCACUUCAUGGGCUUAUGGGAUUCGGUCAAUUCAGUGGGGACUUUAAGGGAUCAGCUGUUUCCUUAUACUACUAGAAGUUCCAAUGUAGAUCACAUAAGACACGCAGUAAGCAUUGAUGAAAGAAGAUCCAGAAUGAAACAACAAUUGUUUAAUUCCAACGAUUCCGAUUCCGAUUCCAGUUGUAGUACUUGCGAAACAACAAGCACUUAUAACCUGGAUUCUUCCCUUAAGUCCAUUAGUGAUCUUAUUUUGAGCUUGAUCGGAAGAACCCGAACUCAACAUAAAGUGAGAAGAGAACCACAACAAAAGAACGACUUAGUACAAGUUUUCUUUCCCGGAAAUCAUGGUAAUAUCGGCGGGGGAUGGGAAUCUAAUGAUGGCAAUCAACUUUUGUCCAACGUUUCACUUAGAUGGAUGUUGGCACAAGCAAUUAAAUUCAAAGUUGUUUUCAAACUUGGAGCUAUUGGUACUUUUGCAACAACCUUUCCUUCUUAUUUGGGUUUGUUGUCAUAUCAUCAUGAUGUUUUAGCACUCAUGCAACACUAUCCUGAUCAGCUUCGCGCAACGGGAGUAGUUGGUAAAUACCCCUAUCUUCCAAAAGCACCUAUUUGCCGAUUUGACGGAAGAGGAAGCACUACCAUGUUUGAAUCAUUAUUCUGGUGGGCGUUAGAAUUAUUGCCCAUAAGCUACAAGAUUGAAGAUCGGUAUGGUGAACGUAAACGUGUCGUUUCCCCAAAUUUAGGAGAAUCCAGAAUACUUCCUGAAGAUUGUAUUCUUCACUGGAGUGUCUUUUAUAGACUUCAUUACGUUUCAGAUUAUAAUCCCACCAAUCUUCCUCCCGAUAUUGGGGAAAAAUUCUUUCAACUGUUACUGCAAUUGAAGCUUUUCAAUUUUAAUACCAUCAGGGAUUAUUCUGAAGGAUUAACUAUUGACAAAAUCAAACAAGAUUGGAGUUCACAAAUUUGGAAAGUGAUUCCAGACGAAUUAAGUGCUAUUCUUGAAGAAAAUCCUCACUUAUAAUUGCUCUUUAAUGAAAUCUAGUUACUAAAGCUUUAUAUUUUUAUUACGAAUAUACACAAACAAAACUCAAAUAUUAAAAUCAAAAAUAAACUGGUAUGUAUAAUGCCAUGUAUACUCUUUUUUUAUAUGUAUAAUUAUAUGGGUAGAGGGAUUCACAUAUCAAUAAAUAUGAGAAUUGGCAAAAAUGUACAAAGGAUGAAAAGUAUGAAUAAAUCUCUCUCUGCUCUUUUGUUUUACAAAAUGAUCAUGAUAUACAGGAAUGGGAGUCAGAAUGGGGCCCUGCUUAACCAACAAUUAAGGUUUCUUCGUCAGCAAAUUCAUAUUGUGGAACUUCCAAGUUUAAUGGGGCUGGACCUUUUCUGAUUCUACCGGAGAUAUCGUAAUGGGAACCGUGACAUGGACAGAACCAACCACCGAAAUCACCAGAUUCACCGAUAGGAACACAACCCAAGUGGGUACAGAUACCCAACAUGACUAACCAUUCUGGCUUCUUAACACGAUCAGAAUCAUUUUGAGGGUCUCUCAAAGAGGAAAUAUCAACCUUGUUAGCUUCUUCGAUUUCAUCAGCAGUUCUGUGUCUAAUGAAAACUGGCUUACCUUGCCAUUUGAUAAUGACGUUCUUACCUUCUGGAAUAGCGCCCAACUUAACUUCAACCUUGGCCAUAGCUAAGACAUCAGCAGAGGCAGCCAUGGAAGAAAGGAAAGUUUCAACAGUGGACUUGGCACCUGCGGCAGAUAAUAAACCCAUAGAACCAACCAUGAAGUAAGCAAAGUUUCUGCUACUAUCUUGGCUCUUGUUGUUCAAGUAUGAACUGUAGUCUGGGUGUUGGUAGUUGGUUAAAGUGGAAGUGGUAGAAGAUAAAGUUCUUAAAGAGU